This is a messenger RNA of Pseudoliparis swirei, 1198 nucleotides long. RefSeq names its product GTPase IMAP family member 7-like. The record is from RefSeq and is a predicted model, not a curated record. Lineage: Eukaryota; Metazoa; Chordata; Actinopteri; Perciformes; Liparidae. The transcript is spliced from 2 exons. Gene Ontology annotation, molecular function: GTP binding. Bases 18 to 806 code for a protein of 262 amino acids.
UUCUUUAAAAAUCAAACAUGUCAGACAGCAAGAGAAUUGUCCUCCUGGGGAAAACUGGAGUUGGGAAAAGCAGCGUGGCUAACACCAUAAUUGGAGAGCCACUGUUCAAGAUUGGACACUCUGUGAACUCUGAAACAAAUAAAUGUCAAACAGAAACUACACCUGUCGAUGGAGGAAACAUCACUCUGAUUGACACUCCUGGUUUCUUUGAGGACGAGAUGAAGUCUGCAGUAUUGAGGUGCAUCCCAGAGUUCGCUCCUGGGCCUCAUGUCUUUCUCAUUGUGCUCAAAGUGGAGAGAUUCACAGAGCAGGAGCAGGCCGUCAUCGCUAAAAUGCACCAAUACUUUUCUGACGAAUUUUUCCAGUAUGCGGCAGUCCUCUUCACUCACGGUGACCAGCUCCCUGAAGGACAGACCAUUGAGGAGUUUGUCAGAAGGGAAAAGAAAGUGAGCGAUCUGGUGGAGAAGUGCGGAGGCCGCUGCCACGUCAUCGAUAACAAAUACUGGAAGAACAACCCGCAGGAAGAAUACCGGAACAACCAGGUCCAGGUGAAGGAGCUCCUCAAGACAAUAGAGGAGAUGGUUGAGGCAAACAAAGGAGGAUGCUACACCAAUGAGAUGCUACAAGCAGUGGAGGAAAGAAUAAAGCAGGAGGAGGAACUCAUUAGACAGUCAGGAGUAAUGAUAUCAGUGGGAGAGAUCAGAGAGAAGGCCAAAGAGAACACGUUAAGCUGGCUUUGGGACUAUUUGACAGGAGGGGUUCAUCAGUUAUGGAGGAGCGUGUGGGGCUUCUGGGCUCAGCUUUAGAUGAAGGGUUUGCUUUAUUCAGCAGGCGGAGAAGCAGGAGCAGGCGUCACAGCAGCAGGAGUAGGAUGUGAUGCAGCUGAGGGAGCACACACACACACACACACACACACACACAUCUGGAAGCAGAGAGAGGUCAGCGAAGGUCGUCAUUGAUGAGAGAAAACAAUGGCGGAAAAGUAAUCCCUCACAAUUGUUUUUUAAUUAAAAUCGUGUUCCAGAUCCUAUUGAACCUCUGAGAUUAAUGUUUUUCUUUGAAUGUAUACUACGUUGUACGAGUUGUUUUGUUGAGGUGUCCAACAAAAAUGCCCGAACUAUAAACCUAUUUCUCUAUUCUGUGAAAAUAAUUGAUGCGUAAUUCAUUAAUUUGCUUAAUAAAUUAAAGCGUGAACACA